Monodelphis domestica (gray short-tailed opossum) is the source of this 3958-nucleotide messenger RNA. It is a transcript of the gene NALF2, whose product is annotated as NALCN channel auxiliary factor 2. Gene Ontology annotation, biological process: calcium ion import across plasma membrane. Gene Ontology annotation, cellular component: plasma membrane. Gene Ontology annotation, molecular function: stretch-activated, monoatomic cation-selective, calcium channel activity. Lineage: Eukaryota; Metazoa; Chordata; Mammalia; Didelphimorphia; Didelphidae. The record is from RefSeq and is a predicted model, not a curated record.
AGGAGCUCGGAGGGCCGCCGAGCUGGGCGCAGCGCAGCGCCUUCCCGCCUGCCCGUCGGUCCAGCCACGGGGCCCAUCCCUCGGGUCAGUCUGCCCGCCGGUCCUCCGGCCCGUGGGCUGCCCGAACCCCCCGAAAUAUGAUCAGGGGCGCGUGGACGUGGCCGGGGAGAGAUGCCGCUGCGCUCACGCUCUGCUGCUGCUGCCGCUGCUGCUGCUGCUGCUGCUGCUGCUGUUACAGCUGUUGCCACUGCUGCUGCUGCUGCUGCUGUGGCUGUGGCGGCGGCGGCGGCGGCUGCUGUUGGGCGCCCGGGUCCCCUCGGGGGGCCACGAGCAGCGACAAGCCAUGGGCUGACUCAGAGCGGGCGCAGCGAUGGCGCCUGUCGCUGGCUUCGCUGCUGUUCUUCACGGUGCUGCUCUCCGACCGUCUGUGGCUGUGCGCCGGCGGCCGCCUGAGGGCCAAGGACAGGAGCGGAUCAGUGAGACCGCCCUGGGGAGCCGGCCCAGAGCCCCAGCCCCGGCCCGCGGCCGAGCCACCCCCCGCCAUGCUGCUGCUGCUGCCGCCGCCGCUGCCUCCCCCGCCCCCGGGGGGCAGCUGCGGCGCCCUCCUGGGCAACUUGACCCAGGCCGUCGCCCCGGGGCCAGGUUGUGGCAGCGGCUUCGACGGCGGGGGCAGCCGGAGCAGCAGCCUCGACGGGGGCAGAAGCAGUAGCAGCAGCAACAGCAGUCGGGGUGGCCCUGCCAGCAGAAUGGACGGGGCCAGCAGCAGCGGUCGCUGGGGCGGCGGCGGCGGCGGCGGCGGCGGCGGCGGCGGCGGCGGCGGGCGCCCCUCUGGGCCCGAGGCGGCGUGCCGGGAGCCCCAGGCUCUGCAGAGACUGUUGGGCGCUUCGCCGGUGCGGCCGCUCUUCUCGCCCUCCCCUGCGCCCACCUCGGGCCGGCCCCCAGCUGCCCACAGGAACUUGCUGCGAGGCCACUUUCGGAACUACAGUCUGGCCUUCUGUGACUCGUACUCGGUGGCGGAUCUGCUGCUGGGCAUGGCCCGCCAGGACGGCCUGGACUGCAGCCUGGACGCCCUGCUGGCCGACCUGCUGGCCGCCGGGCCCGGCGCUUGGGAGGCGUGUUUAAGCUGCGUUCAGCUGUACGAGCGACUGGACGAACACGCUCAGGAAAAAUACGACGAGCUGGACUGCUUGCUGCAGAAAUACUUGCAAGCCGAGGAGUAUUCAGUGCGGUCCUGCCUGGGAGACUGUAAGGCUGUCUACAAGGCCUGGCUGUGCUCUGAGUACUUCAGUGUGACCCAACACAACUGCCAACCCCGGGUGCCAUGCAAGCAAUACUGCCUGGAGGUGCAGACCAGGUGCCCCUUUGUGCUCCCCGACAAUGAUGAGCUGAUCUAUGGAGGGCUUCCCAGCUUCAUCUGUGAAGGGGUGUUGGAGCGCCCGCGGGGCCCACAGGAGGCCGAGUGCUGUGAGGUGGAUUUGAAGCCCUGUGCCUCCCGGGGGGGCAGCAAGGGCUCCUCCUGGGGGGGGCAAGCAUUUCCCGACCCCUCCCACCACCAGCAGCUGCCCCCCUCCCACCACCACCUGCUGAGCCCCUCAGCAUACAGGCCCUCCUCACUGCUGCUGCCUGUCUCGGGGGGCUCCCGCCUCAGCGCCAGCAGGAUCUGCCUGGGUGUCCUUGUGCUCAUGCUCCUGCACACCAUGGCUACAUUCUCCAGCAGCCAGAGUGCAGGGGGCCUGGGCCUAGAGGUGCUGUCUGCCCUGGAAGAGGGCGUGCCCAGAGAAGAAUGACCCCCUCCCCGGAGAGGAGAGGGCGGGCAGGAGAACACACACCCUGAUGCCACUGCUACUGCCACCGGUCCUGCCAAGGGCCCUCCUCCCAGGGGAGGUGUAGGACCAGGUGGAAGGGGGAGUCGGGGGGGGCACACGGCCCCCAGAACCUCCCCCAACCCAGGAACAGCUCCACUGGGGCUUGGAGGAGGGGGCCUGGGAGCUGCCUGCCUCUGCCAGGCUGAACGAGGGCUGGGGGAUGUUCCCCUGGCUCAGAGACCCAACCCCAGGAAGCAAGCUGCUCCCUAGCCCCACUCCAGGCCUGCAUAGAUAUGGCGGGGUGGGGGGCCUUCCCCCACCAUAGCUCCCCUGUUGCCAGGAAACCGUGCCCCCAGCCCCCACUUAGCUGCCAGCGCCCACCCUUAUUGCCCAAGCCUGCCCCCUCCUCCUCCUGGGGCCAAAGUGAGAGACCAAAGGGCUUCUCCAGCUUAGCUGUGCCCCACUGCCCUGGCUGAGGAGGGCCACGGGGGAAGGGUUCUGCAUGAGCAAGAGUCCAGGCCUCCAGAGGGAACCACAGCCGGGAUGGGGGCAGAAGAGCAGAGCAGUGGGAAUGGGGCUGCCUCAGCUUGGGGGCUUGGCACCCCCAAAGGAAAGGAGACAGACCCGCUCAGCUUUGGGGAUGGGGGUCCAAAAGAAAGCUGCAAAGAAAGGGCAGGACUUGGGGACAGAUCAGCAGUGGCCAUGGGAGAGAAGAGAAGGCCCCCAGCCCAGCAGGCCUCCCUGUCCAGAGGGCUGCGGACCCCCGGGGAGAGACCAAGGGAGAAAAAGCAGAGCAGCUGCCCAGCCCCUUUCCCUCCAGGCUCUGUAGCUCCCUCCAUGGAGAGCUCCCACUUGGGGGUGGAGGGGGAGGCGGCAAAGAUGGACAGCCAAGUAUUUGAGCCCCCACUCUCAGUUUGGAGACCUUGGAUCAAGCGGGUCAGGCCUGAGCCCCCACACAGGCCUUCCCUCUUGUACCCCGUGCCAAUCUCCAGGCAGGGGAGGGCCUGGCACUACCCCUCCAAUCUGCCUGGGUGAGCCUCCCCCCGACCUACCAAAGAACACGGCCUUGCCCCCAGCCUCAGUAGGGCUAUUCGCUAACUCUCAAUUAAAGGGGCACUUGAGGGGCCAACAAGGGAUGGCAGAGAGAGCAGCAGUGAACAGAGGAGGCCCCAGAGCCCCUAGGGAGGCUGGAGGCCUGGCUGGCUGGGGCAAUCUUGAAGCCUCCACAGCAAGGAGGAGCUAGGACACAGUGGAUUGAGCGGGUUCUCAGCCAGCCUCUGGCCUGGGCCCCCUGAGAGCUGAAGCUGAGACCUGGCCUUGGGACUGGGAGAGAAGCUAGUCUGGAACUGGGUUCCACUAAUGGGCUUAGUGGGGCUCACAGUGAGGCCCCAGCUCUGUCCCUGCUAUAGGUUCUUCAUUUCCGAUCCAUGCGCCACCCCCAAACAGUCUGGCACCCUGUAGCUCAGCCCUUUGGGGCUGGCUGGCUCAGAGGUGAAGGAGGCCCUCAGCCCUGCCCUCCAACCCUUCAGACCUCCGGAGGCAGGGCCCAGGGGGACAGGCUUGUGGAAACCAGUAUGGCCGCCUCCUCCUCCUCCUCCUCCUCCACCCGAAGUGCCCAGGAGGUGCCAGCUAGGACUAGCCUAGGGCCUUGUCCAUUGCGGGGUGGGGUGGCCAGGAGGCACCAAAGUCAACCUCGAUGUCAUUCUUUCUACUUCCCCCACCCUUUGUGAGCUUCCCUCCUGCCCCCCCCCACCCCAGCUGGUUCCCUCUGGCCUGCCCCGGGCACCAGAGAGCUGGCUGGAUUCGAAUGCCAUUUUCUACACUGUGCUUCAUGAGUAGGGCUUUUUUGCACUAGUUCCUGUGAUGUUCAUUUUCUGGACCAGUUUCCAAGAGCUCCCCUUGCCCGCCCGCUGCCCACCUGCUGCCCACUCGUUGCCCACCCGUUGCCUGCCCGCGAAAAUUCAGUUGUCUCCUCACUUAUAUUCCAAAUCCGUGUUUCAGUCUCUGUGUGGGUAUGUGUAUGUGCGUGUGUGUACCUGUGUACUGCUUUCAGUUUCUGUUGUGCUGGGGAAGGGGGGGGUGGGGGUGGGACAAAGGCUCCUCAGCUCCCUGUGAACCCCGUAAAGAAAUAAAAUGGUGAGACUUGAUGAUAA